GGACUGCGUCCUUCCUGCCGUGCCCAGUGGGUAUAUAAGCCCAGACCGCCCGCCCGAAGCCGCCAGCAGACGACUACGAGCGGCGGCGCCGCCUCGGCACCCUGACCUCCCCCACCGGAAUGGACGGCCAUGCUGCACGUUUUCUCGCCGCCGUCGUGACCGAGCCGCUUGCAGUCGGCGAUGAGCUCUAUUCGAUGCGUCCUAUCGAGGUGGAGGACCCCCUGCCCUCCUGUAUGGACGGCCAGGCGCUACCUCUUGGCGGCGUCGUGCGGAAUACAAUUACCGUGUCCGACGUGCUGCAGCCCACGGGCGAGGUGGUGGAGGAGGACGCCCUGCUUGUCGCGCCUGACAUCGUUAAGGGCGAGGUGGAGGAGGAGGAUGCCCUACCCGUCGCGACCGACAUCGUCAACGGCGUCUCUUUGGAUGGCCCAGAGGCUGGCAGUGGUGGCGUCGUGCUCACCUAAGAGCUCCGCGACCGCAUCUUUAAGCUGGCUUCUACAACUUCCUACGGACGAGUUUCUGUUGAAAUAUGUGGAAAAAAAACAAGAAGGGCUUUGGUAAGUAUUCGUUGCAUUAGGUUAUAAAUUUUAGCAUAGACACUGAUAAUGCAAUGCUGACUAGUUCAGAUAUUCUAGUUACUUAGCUGUGUAGAGUGUGACUAUGAGACUGUAGUUCAGUAGUUGUAACAGAGUGCCUGGAUUCCUGGAAUUCUUUUUGGUGUUCAGUAUUCAGGAUGUGUUUUACUGCGUAUUUUAAUUUGUUCCACAUCACAAUUUUUUCCCUCUAAAAUCCUUGGAUUAAAAUAUCCGGUUCUUCAGCAUUGAUCAAUGUGCAGCCCUUGUUCUCCUGUAGUGUUUUUCCCUGCAUUUAAAACACCAGUGGUUAAAUUUGCUCUAGCAAUCGUACAUGCGGAAUGGAGAUGAAAAUGAUGAAAUAUGACAGGUACUUAUGAUGAGGCCUUUGCUUUGGUACUCCUGGUGCAGCUUUCUUUAAGUUGUGCCGAGAAGCUUGUUUAGAUCUCUGUGAAUGCCAAAUUUAUUGAUUUCUGAUUCACUCCGUUCCACUAAGAAAACUAUGGACCGUGGAAUCUUUUGAUUGAGCAAUCACAUAGUGCUUGCUAACUAUUUCUAGCCCUUUGAUACUUUUGCAUGUGUGUUACUGAGACAUCCUAUCUUGGUUUUGCGACCAUUAAAAUAUGCAAAUCU
Messenger RNA from Zea mays, 1205 nucleotides. RefSeq lists its product as uncharacterized. Lineage: Eukaryota; Viridiplantae; Streptophyta; Magnoliopsida; Poales; Poaceae. The record is from RefSeq and is a predicted model, not a curated record. The transcript is spliced from 2 exons. The coding region runs from base 120 to 464 and encodes 114 amino acids.